AUGGUCUACAGGGGGCCCUCAAAAGACUGUUUGCCGUGCCGAAGGCGGAAACUCAAGUGCGACCUCCGCAAGGACGGGUGCGGCCAGUGUCUCCGGGCCGGCAUCUCGUGCUUCGGCUACCGGGACUCAAACGACCUCGUCUUCCGCGACCAGACGCGCAGUGUUGAGCGCAAGAUGCUGGCUGCCAAGGCAACGACGGUGUCUCUGCAGUUUGGCACCCUGGACCAUCCGUGGCAUUACUGUGCUCGUCAUGAUGCUCGCCACUCCUUUUUUGAGCACUAUGUGUUUGGCCUGUCCAGCAGCUUCGACAUCUUGCCUUUAUUGUACGAAAAGGCGAAGCCGGACGAUCACUUAUCGGCCAGUGUGGACGCGGCCAGUCUCGCUUAUGCAGCAAAUCGAUAUCAUGACGCAUCCCAAGUGCUCUUCCGACUGGCGGCUCAACAAUAUACCAUUGCUCUACGGCGCAUCAACGCGGCUCUUUCAGAGCCGGAACUUGCCAGUGCCGACUCUACACUGCAGUCAAUUCUGCUUCUCGAUCUCUAUGAGAAGAUUGUUGGCCGCGACCUCAAGGCCGCGACGCCUUGGCUGGCGCAUCUCAACGGCGCCCUAGCGCUCAUCAAAGCUCGCGGGUACAAUGACAUGACGAGGAGUCGAGUGAGCAGAACACUUGCAAACAAGCUCUUCACAACUCUCCUGAUAAGUUGUCUCAUUCUGGGUCAUCGAAUACCAGAAGGAGUUGUCGAACUUGGUCGCAGACUCGAAAUGUUCCACGCCAAGGACGAUCUCAAGUGGCAGAUCUCCAAGAUGAAUCAGCAAACGAUCAACUUCCGGGUUGACAUUGCCGAAGGAAAGCUGUCCAAACGUCAGAUCGUCGCCGGGGCUAACCGCCUGCAUGAUGCCUACCGCGAGAUUGAGGAGGCAUCGUCCCCAAGAUGGCAGUCAAGGCGGGUCAUGGCCUCGGAAGUGGACCUAGCCCAUCGGUCUCUCAUAUUUGGGGGGGAAUACUUGGAUCUUUACAAGGAUCAUUAUACAACGCAGGUCCGUAACACUAUACGGAUUAUGCACCUACAGCUCCAGUCCUACAUCCAGGAGAACUUGGAAGACGACGGUUCAGACGAAUACGCCCGCGCUCGUGAAGAAUCACUGAGCCGCACGGAGCACUUCGCAGAGCAAGUCAUUGCCUCGGUGCCCCAGUUCAUCAUACCCGGCAUUCACCCCAACAACAGCAUCCCAUUUUCCAGCGUUCAGACACUGAAAUGCGGUAUCCUUCUCCCGGCGUUGUUUACAGCCGCGGGCGCGUCAAUAAACCCGGAUCUCCGCCUCUGGACGAUUCGCACACUGAGAUACAUGGCGGCAUGGGGGAAUAUGAAAUCGGCUCGAAUGACGGCCGACAUGUUGGAGGAGCACCCCGAGCUGGACUUUCAGUCUAUGUACGCGAAGCUGGGCGGUUACGCGUUCACGUCUUGA
Messenger RNA from Trichoderma reesei QM6a, 1467 nucleotides. RefSeq lists its product as uncharacterized. NCBI's taxonomy places the organism in Eukaryota, Fungi, Ascomycota, Sordariomycetes, Hypocreales, Hypocreaceae. Gene Ontology annotation, biological process: regulation of DNA-templated transcription. The record is from RefSeq and is a predicted model, not a curated record. The transcript is spliced from 3 exons. The coding region runs from base 1 to 1467 and encodes 488 amino acids. Gene Ontology annotation, molecular function: DNA-binding transcription factor activity, RNA polymerase II-specific; zinc ion binding.